Molecule: messenger RNA, 2537 nt
Organism: Armigeres subalbatus
Lineage: Eukaryota; Metazoa; Arthropoda; Insecta; Diptera; Culicidae
Product: lethal(2)neighbour of tid protein 2-like
Exons: 2
Coding region: 325-1893 (522 amino acids)
Biological process (GO): immune response
Cellular component (GO): endoplasmic reticulum; membrane
Molecular function (GO): dol-P-Man:Man(5)GlcNAc(2)-PP-Dol alpha-1,3-mannosyltransferase activity; tumor necrosis factor receptor binding
Source: RefSeq, a predicted model, not a curated record
GCCAUUUCCUCCUCUCUGUUGCUCUACUGUAAAAACCCAUAAAGAACUGUCAUUGUUUGUGUGAAGAAUUUUGCUUCGACUUCGCGAAUUUCUGUCGUUCUCCCCGUUCUUUCUGUUGCCCGAACCCGAACACGUUGGCAGCCGGCGGAAUCUGAUGUGUGACGAAGAAGAGCAAAACAGACGACCCGAUGUUCGUGGGGAACUCACCGAAGGAACUCACGAGGCCCCCAACAGCAUCGACGACGACCGUGACCAAAAGGACCAAAAUAGAACCACAGUCGUCGUGUAAAAGUUUGCUCACAGCUCGCCCAGCCUGCCUCCAACAUGGCACCACCGGGCGCCAGUAAAAACAAAACUUCCGCCACCAAACGAGGCAGCACAUCCGCUCAUCAUGGAAAACCAGCGAAAUCUUCGGUACUGUCCCAGGUGCAGAAGCAGUAUCUGAAUGUGACCUUCGUAAAAUCGCUGAUCUUUGAUCCUGCCCGGCUGCCGCUGGUGUCGUGGGUCAUUCUGGCAGCUGAGCUGGUCCUAAACCUUUUCGUUGUACAGAACGUUCGCUAUACGGAAAUUGAUUGGAAAGCUUAUAUGCAGGAAUGCGAAGGUUUCCUGAAUGGGACCACCGACUAUUCCAUGCUGCGAGGUGAUACCGGUCCAUUGGUUUAUCCGGCCGGAUUCGUUUACAUCUACAGCGCUCUGUACUUCAUAACGUCUCACGGCCAGAACAUUCGACUGGCUCAGUACAUCUUCGUUGGCAUUUAUCUUCUGCAGCUGGGAUUGGUUCUUCGAUUGUACAGCAAAAGCCGAAAGUUGCCUCCGUAUGUCCUGAUCAUUACCACGUUUACCUCAUAUCGGAUUCAUUCGAUUUACGUGCUCAGACUGUUCAAUGAUCCGAUUGCGAUUCUGUUCCUAUACUUUGCGCUGAACGCCUACAUUGACAACCGGUGGUCUUUGGGCAGUGUCUUCCUUAGCUUGGGCGUUUCCGUGAAAAUGAACGUCCUGCUGUUCGCACCGGCAAUCUUCCUACUUUUCGUUACCAAUCUGGGAGUCGUCAAAACUAUUAUACAGUUGGCCAUUUGCGGUGCAAUCCAACUGGUUCUGGGUGCUCCUUUCCUGCUGACGCAUCCCUGGCAGUAUUUGAAGGGAAGCUUUGACCUUGGCCGCAUCUUUGAGCAUAAAUGGACCGUCAAUUAUCGCUUCUUGGAAAGGGACAUCUUCGAGAACAAAACAUUUCACCUGGCACUACUUGGCAUCCACCUACUGCUGUUGGUUGCCUUUGCGUCCCCGUGCUAUAAAUACUUCCAGAAUUAUUGCCGUCUAAGGCACUUGGAAGUCAUGUUUGCACCUCAAAUUGCCGCCAAGAACCGUGAAGUGGCCUUGGAGAAGAAGAAAAAGAAGGAAACGCAAAAACCAGCACCAAAGAAGGCUGAUGAAAAGCUCACCAAAGAACAGGAACAGUUUCUGAAAAGCUUUGAAAAGGGCAUCAAGAAGAUGUCCGGCAAGGAAGCUGCCCCGGCACCGGUCGCCCCAGAACCUCCAACGGAAGAGCGCCAGCAAAGCAAAUUCUCCAUCCACUUUGAUCGUGCCACUCAGCUGGCACUGCUUCCGCUCUUCCUCGCCAACUUUAUCGGCAUUGUGUGCGCUCGCAGCCUUCAUUACCAGUUCUACGUCUGGUACUUCCACAGCCUGCCCUACCUAGCGUGGUUCACCGAAUAUACCACCAGCCUAAAAUUCCUGCUCCUGUUGGUGCUGGAGUUCAGCUGGAAUACCUACCCGAGCACCGCGGUAAGUAGUCUUCUGUUGCACACUUGCCACAUCAUUCUGCUGGUUGGGAUCGGGAAAAAAAUGUUCCGCAAAAUUCCGGAACUGUCUCAAAUUGCAAAAACCACCGACUGAGAUUGGGCUCGCGUUUGGGUACCAAAACGAAGCAAUUAAAGACGAUCACAUAUUUGCGUAUUUGUUGAUUUCGAGUUAAGUCUGCGAUUCGUAGAUAAAUUAGGAUUCCGCAGUUUACUUUACUGCCUUUAUACGCAUAACUGUCCCAUGUACAUAGGAAAUCCCAGCAAACAUGGAACAAAUAUGCGUAUGACGGCAGUUUACUACGUUGGUAAAAAGUACACCCAGGUUUUUUUACACGGUUUGGUUUUAGUCGUUUAAGACCUCCAGUGUCAAUGAAACAAUGAGUUAACCCCACGAAAAAAAUCUCAAAAAAUCAAAGAAAAUUCAGGGGGUAUUUAAAAAGCUGUGAAAAUAUUCAGGGUAACCGAGAAAUUAAUGAAUUCCAACCGUGUAAAAAACCUGGGUGUAAUUAGUUUUUGAAGAAGGUUCACACUUUGCAGACUUAAUUCUAAUCCAUCGGAAAGGCAAACAUUACAAAAAUGUGUGUUCAUAGACAGUAACGGUGUGACAACAAAAUAGAUGCAUUUUACCCGUAAUGAUGUGCCUUUUAUAGUGUUAGACUCGAAUUUUUAUUGACCCGUAUUUCUGUGUUUGAUGUGUUGAGUGUAACAAAAUAGAGAUCUAAUUUAUUUGAUGUGAGA